AAAACUAUCGGCGAGUGUUUGUCUGAGCGGACGAGGGGAGAGGAAGCCAAAGAAGUUCCCGCCGCCAUGGCCGUUACGGCGUCUGGAUUCAUCGCGAAAUUAGUUAUCUCCGUUCGUAUAGAUUUCUCUUUGGAUCCUGUCAAAUUCUCGUGCUUGAAACGUCACGUCUCUGCCUCAAAACCUCUGGUGGUUCGCUCCGUGGCCUUAUCGCCGCCGGCGAGAACCGUUGAGUCCCCGCCUGUCGGUUACCGGAAAAAUGUUGGGAUUUGUCUCGUUAGUCCGUGUAGAAAAAUUUUCACUGCAUCGAAGAUUCACGUUCCCGAUACAUGGCAGAUGCCUCAGGGUGGCGCUGAUGAAGGCGAAGAUCUGAGAAACGCUGCGUUCAGAGAGCUGAGAGAAGAAACUGGAGUUACCUCAGCGGAAUUCAUUGCGGAGAUACCAAAUUGGCUGACGUAUGAUUUUCCACGACAAGUGAAGGAUAAACUGAACCGGAAAUGGCGAACAAGUUACAAAGGCCAAGCUCAGAAAUGGUUUCUCUUCAAGUUCACGGGCAAGGAGGAAGAGAUAAAUCUCCUUGGAGAUGGUACUGCAAAACCAGAGUUUAAGGUUUGGUCGUGGAUGCUACCGGAACAAGUGGUUGAACAUGCUGUAUAUUUCAAGAGACCUGUCUACGAGCAUGUCAUAAAGCAUUUCAACCCUUAUUUUGUGGAUGAAGAGAAUGAUUCCUUCAACUCGUGUAAUGAUUGAGUGUAACACAAGAUUCAGCGUAGAUCAUACACAAGUUCUCUUGAACCCCAGUCAUAGAUGAAAAUGCUUGAAUCUCUUGAUGUUCAGACAUUGCAAAAAAAGACUGUAUUUAUGGAAUGCAAACGACUAUUCUAGAGUAACAAGAUAUUUGUGUUCUAAAUUUUACAGAAAUUUGACGUUAAUAUUCAAGUUUGAUUCGAUAUGAAGAGAUGUAUCAACAACAUUCUUAUCUCUCAGUUGUAUUUGUAUAAUAGAUUAAUAAACAAUGUUUCUGUUGUU
Messenger RNA from Eutrema salsugineum, 1026 nucleotides. Its product is annotated as nudix hydrolase 27, chloroplastic. Bases 67 to 747 code for a protein of 226 amino acids. Gene Ontology annotation, biological process: ribose phosphate metabolic process; nucleoside phosphate metabolic process. Gene Ontology annotation, molecular function: bis(5'-adenosyl)-pentaphosphatase activity; guanosine-3',5'-bis(diphosphate) 3'-diphosphatase activity. The record is from RefSeq and is a predicted model, not a curated record. NCBI's taxonomy places the organism in Eukaryota, Viridiplantae, Streptophyta, Magnoliopsida, Brassicales, Brassicaceae. Gene Ontology annotation, cellular component: chloroplast. The transcript is spliced from 6 exons.